Mytilinidion resinicola is the source of this 1182-nucleotide messenger RNA. RefSeq lists its product as uncharacterized. Bases 1 to 1182 code for a protein of 393 amino acids. NCBI's taxonomy places the organism in Eukaryota, Fungi, Ascomycota, Dothideomycetes, Mytilinidiales, Mytilinidiaceae. The transcript is spliced from 3 exons. The record is from RefSeq and is a predicted model, not a curated record.
AUGGCAGAAAUCUUGGGGCUGAUCGCCAGCGUUAUUACUCUCGCGCAUGUUCUCGAUGCGACUGUGAAGCGAGCCAGACCGUUCUUUAAGGCUGAAAAGGAAUUCCAAAAAUUACAGGCAAGUUUGUCCGAAAGCGCUCGAAUGUCAUCUUUGAUCGCUGAGAUCAAAGCCGAAAGCCUAGAUUCUUCCAGUGGGCGCCUGACGGCCAUUUUGCUCGACUCUCAACGGACUAUCGAGCAGCUCAAUCGCAUCAUUCAAGGAAAGCUUCUCAGGCACAAGAAUGGUACGGAUCGAGCGCGACGCAAAUCAUGGUUCAGACACAAAUCCAAGGUCGUGAAGCUACAGUCAGCACUUCGAGCUUUAAGAGACGAUCUUCUUGCUACCGUAAAUGUAAACAAUCCUCAUAACGCUGCCGGGUUGAAAGAUGCCUCUGUGAGGCUUGACAGGAGAGUAGAGGCAAUACACAAAAACCUUCUUGAUGCCAACCGCACGGUCUCGCUACACACUAGCGCCAUGCUAAGCAUCCUUAGCUCUCUGCACGCAUCCAGCCAUUUGGAGAGCAUGCCAUUGGAAUCAAGAAUGCUCUAUCGAGGAUUUUUGGCUGAAGCCCUGGAAAGCAAUAAUUCCUUGACCACGGAAAGCAUUUUCGAAAAUCGCACACAGCCUACUGAUGACCGAGAUCCUGGUAAAGUUGAAUCAGGGUCCCACCUUCCUUUGUGCGCCGAGCCUGCUUCAUUGCUCGAGUUGUCCCACAACUUCUUGCCGGAAAGCUACACCAGCACAAGCUUAAUUCCAAAAAUGAUCAUCACCUCAUUUUACGAACAAAGCACUUCGACUCUCUCAAGGACGGAUGGCUAUCAAGUCCUUUACUUCCAGUCUCCACGGCGAUGGUUCCACAUCAACGCCUUGCUUGAGAUACCGCAGUCUUCUGUCUAUUGGGCGAACACCAAGGUCUUGGAACAAGGGCACUACAAAGGGCGCAAGUUCUUCGCUGCGUCUUCUAUACCAGGCUCGCUGCUCAGGAGAUUACAACAGGGCAUGGAUAAACUUGGCACUAUUCAAAAGAGAGCCCGCCAUCGGUUCGUAAUCUCUAAUAACGACACCGUGAGACUAGAAGGACUUGAAUCACCACAGUCCACACCACCUCACGCAAUCUACAAUACGCCCCACAAAACAUCAUAG